CCGAAUAUGGACGCGGAGGAAUGAAAUAUGGUGGAGGAGGCGAACAUGGAGGCUCCGAGCACCGCGAGAGCGCCGCGGUAGUGGGCUUUUAUUUUUUAUUUAUUUAUUUUCUACCUUGGAGGAAGAGAACACGCGGAUGUACUUUCACCCGAACUUCAACGGGAAAGUUUUAUAUAUUUUCGCCUCCAUUAUUGUUGCCGUCGAGUUCGCUGUAAUGCUGUGAAGACCAAACUUUUAUUUAUUUUUUUUACCUCGGGGGGAGGAGGAGGAGGAGGAGGAGGAGGAGGGGGGGUAUAUAAAGCAGGAGGGCAGAGGGCUCCAGCCCCCCGCUCCGUCCCGACGCCAUGCCGUGGGUCAGCGGUGGGACCCGGAGGGAGAGCUCCGAGCUGCCGCUGCCCUCGGGCUGGGAGGAAGCUCGGGACUACGACGGCAGGGUGUUCUUCAUCGACCACAACACCCGGCAGACGUCGUGGAUCGACCCCAGAGAUAGGAUCACCAAGCCGCUGACCUUCGCCGACUGCGUUGGAGAUGAGCUUCCUCUCGGGUGGGAGGAGGUCUACGACCAGCAAGUGGGCGUGUACUACAUCGACCACAUCAACAAGAACACCCAGAUCGAGAACCCGCGGACCCAGUGGCGCCAGGAGCAGGAGCGCAUGCUGAAGGAGUACCUGGUGGUGGCCCAGGAGGCCCUCCAAGCCAAGAAGGAGAUGUACCUGGUGAAGCAGCAGCGGCUGGAGCUGGCUCAGCAGGAAAUGUUGCUCUUCCACGAGCUCUCCGAGGACAACCGCUCCAUGGCCAGCACGCUCUCCGGCUCAUCCUCAAACUCGAAAUACGACCCCGACCAAAUAAAAGUGGAGGUGGCCUGCAGGCGAGAGCGGCUCUCCAGGCUGAAGCAGGAGCUGGCUCAGGUGAAGCAGGAGCUGCAGUACAAGGAGAUGGGAGUGGAGACCCUGCAGGAGAUCGACAGGAAGAUGUCGAGCAGUCAGACCAACUACAAGCUGGACGAGGCUCAGGCCAUCUUCAGCGAGCUGCGCAGCAUCAAGAAGACCAUCAGCGCGGGCGAGAAGGAGAGGCAGGACCUCAUCCAGUGUCUGGCCAAGCUCACGGUGAACUUCCAAAGCGGCGAGGUGGCGCACGGCGCCGGAACCGCCGAGGACUCGAGUACCCUGCAGCAGUACUGUGACACCGGCUGUCAGACGGACAUCAUGGGAGAGGACUCCUCUCAUCUCGUGGACAAAGUCAAAGUCAACUGGCAGUACGAAGAAGCCAAGAAGAAGGUGCAGAGCAUCCAGCACCAGCUGGCCCAGCUGGACAGCGAGAGCUGGUCGGGGCGGGCCGAGGCCGACCGAGACCGGGACUUCCUGCAGCUCCUGCGCGAGAAGGAGGCGCUCCUGCAGGAGCUCGUCCUGGUCAGCCUGCAGAAGCACUCUGCGGAGACGCUGCUGCAGCUGGAGGAGGAGCGCCGGCGGCUGGAGGAGGAGGUGCAGAGGGCCCACAGCUCCCAGAGCCAGGGAGCCAAUCAGAGGAUCCUGCAGCAGGAGAAGAGGAACGCUCUGCUGAGACAGCUGGAGGAGGCGACGCGCAUCACCACCUACCUCCACUCCCAGCUGAAGAGCCUGUCGGCCAGCUCCCUGACGGUGUCGUCCAGCAGCAGUCGUGGCUCUCUGGCCUCCAGCCGCGGUUCGUUGGCCUCCAGCCGCGGCUCGCUGAGCUCCAUCAGCUUCAGCGACAUCUACGGCCUCCCGCAGUACGAGCGCCUGGACGGCGAGCCGCUGGACCCCCACCUGCGCUACCUGCUGCAGCCGGACUGCUCCGCCUUCGCCGCCGCCGACCCGCUGAGCAAAAGCAAACGCUCCCACGACGCCCCGCGGUCGCUGGCCUCGCUCUCCUCCCGCUCCUCGCUGUCCUCCCUGUCGCCGCCCAGCUCCCCCAUGGACACGCCCUACCACUCGGCCGCCCAGGACUGCCCCCUCACCCAGAUGACGGAGGAGUACAUGGAGCAGGCGGGCCGCGGCCUGCUGGAGGGGCUGCGGGCGCAGACGCAGACGGAUGCGGGUGGCUCCGCCCACCAGCCGGAUGGCAAGAGCCACAGAGACGCCGCCGCGACUCCGGGAGCUUUCACCUCCACAGGAGUCACCCUGAGGGGGAACAGCGCCAACAGGAGCGGUCGGCGGGCCCGGAGAGCUUCUGCCGGCGUGUCCGAGGACGCUCUGGCCACAGACAGCGGUGUGUUCGAGGCCUGGGGCAGAAGGGCUGAGGAGUCCGAUGAGAUGUUGUACAUGAAGGACCUGAGCAGCUCUGUGAGCGAGACCGCCCAGAUCCAGCUGGGUCUGCUGUGGGAGUCCGGCUCUCAGUCCCUCCGGCUGCAUCUGCUGCAGCUCAAGAACUUGAACAGGUCCACGGUGAGAGACGGCUGUAAAGUGUACGUGAAGGUGCACCUGACCCCGCUGGACGCCGGCCGGGCCUGUGCGUUCUACUGCUGCACGGCGCUGGAGCCGCAGACCCAGAUGAGCUUCAACGAGGGCUUCCGCAUCCCCGUCCCCGGCGGCGCCGGCCUGGCGGCGUGCGCCCUGCAGCUGUCCGUCUGCUCGCUGGGACCCCGGGACCCUCAGGAGGAAGUGCUGGGCGAGGCCCGGGUCGGGCUGGCUGAGUGCGAGGGGAGCGCGGAGAUGGUCUACCAUUGGCUGAGGGUGCAGACCCCCAGACCGGACCAGGAGAGCACCGAGACCAGGGCCACGGACGCUCUGCUGUCCUCCUCCACCCACCUGGAGGAGCGGGAGGCGGAGCUUCAGAAGGAGGAGUCGGCGUCCGAGAGGACUCGGCAGGCGGCGUCGGUGGACAGCGGCUGCAGCAACAGCGCCGCCUUCCCAGAGGGCGUCGCCACCGGGGGGCGCUGCGACCCGCCGGGCAGCAAGCCGUCUGCGGUGAAGGUGGAGAAGGCCACCAUGACCGAGGGCCCGUUCCCGGAGCCGGCGCGGGCCCGGCCCAAAGAGAGGGGGGGUCGCUGGGGCCACGCCGCCUCGCCCUUCAUGCGCGGCAGCGCCAUCGUGCGCUCGCAGACGUUCUCUCCUGGAGCGCGUAGUCAGUACGUCUGCAGGUUGUAUCGCAGCGACAGCGACAGCUCGACGCUCCCAAAGAAAUCUCCUUUCGUCAGAAACACGUUGGAGAGACGAACGCUGAGAUAUAAACAGCAGUCGUACCGCUCCUCUCUGGCCGAGCAGCCGACGCGGACCUCCCUGGACCUGGAGCUGGACCUCCAGGCCUGCAGGACCCGUCAGAGGCAGCUGAUGGAGGAGCUGAGCGCCCUGAGGGAGCUGAAGCUGAGGCUGGAGGACCCCCAGGCCGGGGACGCCGCCGAGCCCCCCCACUGGGCCCUGAGGGACGAGCACUUGCGCUGCCUGCUCAGAGAGGCCCAGAGACAGGCCAACCAGAGCAAGCAGGAGCAGCGGCAGGAGGAGGCGGCCGAGAGGAGGCUGAGGAAGGCCUCCAAAGAGGUUCUGCAGAUGAGGGGGCAGAGCCACAAGGAGCCCCUCCCCGUGCAGACAUUCAGAGAGAAGAUGGCGUUCUUCACGAGGCCGCGGUUCAACGCUCCGCUUCCAGCCGACGACGUGUGAGAGUCACAUGAAGGAUGUUCCUCUUUUUACUGAUGAAGGACAACGUGGUGUUUAUACCGAGGGACACACACACACACACACACACACACACACACACACACACACACACACACACACACACACACACACACACAGAGAGACUCACUCACA
Messenger RNA from Cyclopterus lumpus (lumpfish), 3764 nucleotides. RefSeq names its product WWC family member 3 (gene wwc3). Gene Ontology annotation, biological process: regulation of hippo signaling; cell migration; negative regulation of organ growth. Gene Ontology annotation, cellular component: cytoplasm. The record is from RefSeq and is a predicted model, not a curated record. Gene Ontology annotation, molecular function: molecular adaptor activity; kinase binding. NCBI's taxonomy places the organism in Eukaryota, Metazoa, Chordata, Actinopteri, Perciformes, Cyclopteridae. The transcript has 23 exons. The coding region runs from base 345 to 3614 and encodes 1089 amino acids.